AAAUUAAAUGCGUAAACUGAUGAAGAACGGACAAAACAGAAACGCUCAAGAAUAAUUGUGGUUUGUUCACACAGCGCACACAACCACAGCAGCUACCGUCUCUGUAGCAAGGCGAAUCAACGACCCAAUCGGGUCCUCUCUUCGUCUUCUGAAUUUCAAGCCAAGAAUAUUGGGUCACCUUUACUGAGAAAUUAACAAAUAGAGAAGAUAAAAUGUUUCAGAUCGAGGAGCUAGAAUCUGACACUUUUUUUGUAAACCUCCAAUCCCAGCUCGUGCGCCCAAAAACAAAUAUGAAGUAGCUGUGUGAUGGUCUCAGAACAGUGUCUUUAUAAAGCCAGAUUACCUUACCUCUUUGGUAAACCAAAUUAUUCUGAUGGGGACCAUAUUGAGCCACAAUAGUUCUAAGACUGGAGUUAGUGAGCCCUUUGAGGUUUCACAGGCUGAAAGGUGCAAGAGGCUGAGGCUAUCUACAAGUACCUGUGAUGAGGACGCAAGAUUGAUACCUAGCCUUCCUGAUGAAAUCUCAAUACAAAUCCUUGCUAGAGUUCCUAGGAUUCACUACUUGAAUUUUAAGCUGGUAUCUCGGGCCUGGAAAGCUGCUAUGGUGAGCACUGAAUUAUUUAUUGUGAGAAAAGAACUUGGAACCACAGAAGAGUGGCUCUAUGUAUUAACAAAGGUCGAAAAUGCCAAGCUUAUGUGGUAUGCUGUGGACCCUUUGUCAAGAAGAUGGCAAAGGUUGCCACCUAUGCCAAAUGUUACUUUUGAAGAUGAAUCCAGGAGGGGUUUGGCUGGCCUUCGGAUGUGGAGUAUGGUGGGUUCAAGCAUCAAGAUUGCAGAUGUCAUAAGAGGCUGGCUUGGGAAGAAGGAUUUAUUGGACAGAAUGCCAUUCUGUGGCUGUGCUAUUGGUGCUGUCAAUGGCUGCUUGUAUGUGGUUGGGGGAUUUUCUAGAACAUCAGCCAUGACAUGUGUCUGGCAUUACAAUCCAAUCUCAAAUGCCUGGAGUGAAGACAGUUCAAUGUCAGUUGGUAGAGCCUAUUGUAAGAUGAGCAUCUUAAACGACAAGCUUUAUGUUGUUGGAGGGGUUACCAAGGGUCGUGGUGGAUUGACUCCACUUCAAUCUGCAGAAGUUUAUGAUCCUCACACAGAUUCAUGGAGCCAAAUACCAUGCAUGCCCUUUUCAAAAGCUCAGGUUCUACCUACUGCUUUUUUAGCUGAUUUACUCAAGCCCAUUGCAACAGGAAUGACGUCAUACAGGGGAAAAUUAUUUGUGCCACAGAGUUUAUAUUGCUGGCCCUUCUUUGUAGAUGUUGGAGGAGAGAUUUAUGAUCCUGAGAUGAAUUCAUGGGUUGAAAUGCCGAUUGGCAUGGGUGAGGGCUGGCCUGCAAGGCAGGCAGGAACAAAAUUAGGUGUCAUAGUUGAGGGUGAAUUGUAUGCAUUGGAUCCUUCCAGUUCUCUUGAUAGUGCUAGAAUCAAGGUAUAUGAUUACCAAAAUGAUUCUUGGAAAGUUGUCGUUGAAGAAGUUCCCAUCCGUGACUUUACUGAUUCCGAGUCCCCUUAUUUACUUGCUAGUUUACUUGGAAAGCUUCAUGUGAUAACUAAAGAUGCAAAUCACAACAUAGCAAUCAUGCAGGCAGAUGUGCAAAACCAUUCAGCUCCCUCUCCAUCAGCUUCAUCUUCUUCAUUGGAUAACACAUUCCAUGAACAUUCCCUUUCCAUGGUUGAAUCAGACACAAAUACUUGGAAGGUCAUUGCCACUAGGAGUGGUGGAACGGCUGAACUGGUUAGCUGUCAGACUCUUGAUGUUUGAUGUCAUUCAUGCUGCUUCCGAUCUUGGAGUCAAUGAUCAAUGCUUAAAGGCUGUUUGUUGAGGGUACUCUAAUGCUGUUCCGCAUUUAUCUAUUUCACAAAACACUGAUCUUGGAUGUGCGCAAUUUACUUAUUCGACGUGAAAAUUCUCUUGCAUCCCAAGUUGUAUGUAAAGAAAUUAUAUUUUUGGCCUUCUUGGCCAUAAUCCUUUCCAGUAAAUUGAUAUUCUGUUUGAUACA
Messenger RNA from Tripterygium wilfordii, 2045 nucleotides. Its product is annotated as F-box/kelch-repeat protein At1g22040-like. Lineage: Eukaryota; Viridiplantae; Streptophyta; Magnoliopsida; Celastrales; Celastraceae. Bases 374 to 1807 code for a protein of 477 amino acids. The transcript has 3 exons. The record is from RefSeq and is a predicted model, not a curated record. Gene Ontology annotation, molecular function: protein binding.